Molecule: messenger RNA, 933 nt
Organism: Bactrocera dorsalis (oriental fruit fly)
Lineage: Eukaryota; Metazoa; Arthropoda; Insecta; Diptera; Tephritidae
Product: antigen 5 like allergen Cul n 1-like
Exons: 3
Coding region: 47-814 (255 amino acids)
Source: RefSeq, a predicted model, not a curated record
AUAGUCAAUUACAGCACAGCAAAUAAACUUAUAGCACUAACUAACAAUGGAGCCUAAAUUUCUGUUACUCGCCUCCUUCAUCGUGGCGCUACAAAUCGUGUGUGCUCAGGAUUACUGUGAUUCGUUGUAUUGUGAUUCCAGGACGCACAUAGCUUGCAACAACACUGGCGAAUUCGCAGCGUCCUGCCAAAGUCCAGCCAUGGUCACUUUUACACAGGCAGAGAAAAACUCGAUUGUCGAUGCGCACAAUGCCAAACGUAACACCGUGGCUGGCGGCAAGACAGCGCUGAAGCCAGCCUGUCGCAUGGCCACCAUGCAGUGGGACGACGAAUUGGCCACACUGGCGGCAUUGAAUGUCAAACAAUGUAAGGCGAAGCAUGACGCCUGUCACAAUACAGCGGACUUCGAGUACUCCGGUCAGAAUUUGGCACGGAGAUCUUUCAAUAAAUCGCCGAAUAUAACGCAAUUGUCAUUACAAUCUGUGGAUAUGUGGUAUAAUAAGAUUAAGGAUAUCAAAAUGAAGUAUAUAAAUAAGUUUCCGAGUAAAGAUAAGAGACCCAAAAUCGGACAUUUUACCGUUAUGAUGGCAGAUCGUAAUAUUCGCGUAGGAUGCGCUGCUUCCACUUACCGCGUAUCGGGUCAUCGAUAUACAGUAUUCUUGUUCGUCUGUAAUUAUGCAACAACAAAUAUAAUAGGCAUCCCAAUUUAUGAGAGUUGUUCGGUAGCAGCUUCGAAUUGCACGACUGGCAAGAACCCAACAUACACUAGCCUUUGUUCGGUGGCGGAAGAGUAUGAUGUUAACACAUUUGUUUAAAAGCGUGUAAUUCUAAAUGGAAUUCCGGUUUUGUUAUGUUUAAUAAGUCGAUAAAAUUAGGUUGAUGAGACAUAAUUAAUAUAUAUACUACAUGGAAUUAUAAAGUGAAAAAAUACCGA